Molecule: messenger RNA, 1553 nt
Organism: Sinocyclocheilus rhinocerous
Lineage: Eukaryota; Metazoa; Chordata; Actinopteri; Cypriniformes; Cyprinidae
Exons: 5
Coding region: 164-847 (227 amino acids)
Source: RefSeq, a predicted model, not a curated record
UUUUAAGGUAGUGUUGCUUUAACGAGAGAGAGAAGGAUAAUCUUUACUUCUUCUGCGGCUGCUUCGACUGAUCGCGGCUGCCCCUGAAGACUCGAUGUUGAUGAAGUAGUAGAUGUUAAGUGUUUGAAACUAAUCUUGGAGAUUUCGCAGUGCUGUACUGAAGAUGAAAUAUGUUUUCCUGUUCGUCUUGGCAUUCUCAGUCGCUGUGUGUGAUGCUGAGUUGAAGUUGGAGGCAACUGACGGAGAAAAUGUCACCAUAUCCUUCAAAACUGCUGAACUGAAGAGAGCUGACCGAGUGAGGAUAACUUUUACAAGAGAAAAUCAGAAAACCUUGAUUGCGCAGUACUGUCGCUGUGGCCAUUGUGUGGACUGUGAUGUCGUGGAAACACCGGGAGUCUUACUGCGAGUUGAAGAAGGAACUGUGCCCUUGAUUCUUCUAGAUGUCAGCUCCAAUAACUCAGGCCUCUAUGAAGCACGAGUCUUCAUUGGAAACAAUGUGUCUGAGAUAAAAGCUACACUUGUUGUCAAAAAACCUGCAUUUUCCUCCACUAAAGCACCACUACAGAUCUCCACCCCAAAACCUCCCAACUCCUCUGAACACCUGUGGCUGUGCGCUUUACUGAUUCCUCUAAGCAUCUUGGGGGUGGUUACUUGUUUCUUCUGGAGGAAGAAAUGCAAGAGGGAACGUGAGCCAUUACCUGAUGUUGAAGAAGCCAGAGAAACCCCUGCUGUCUCCAGACACAGCAUCUUCAAAAAAAAUAAGUGUAAAAGAAAUUGCAGAGACUGUGUAGCUGUCUCCUUUAAGGCUUGUAGAGAAGACACUGAAGAUCAGCUCGUGGAUACCUGACUUGAUACUGAGUGUCUUGACUGCGAGCGAUGUCUCACACUGCCUCUUGAACUGAGGCGUCAAAACCACAUUUAGUUUUUUGAUUUUGUGGGAAAAUAGACAAUUUGAAAGCUGAGACUUUUUCUUAUCAGAAGUAACAAAGCACUUUGCGAUUACUGGAUGGGAGGUACAUUAGAAAUAAUGUUAAAUGAAGGGAAAAUCCAAACACUUUAGCCUUAAUCAGACCCUUGGUCUAGAUCUGGUUUUUGUGCAUGUCUGAUUGGAAUCUGAUCAUAUUUAGUAAAACUGUGUGAACACCAGACACAACCGUGGUCACAUGUUAACAUCUAGAAGCAGUCUACUCUACACAACUCAACAUCAUUGCCAUAGAAACCAAUGCAGAUAUUCCAGAAAAUGAAAGACAAUCCAUCAUUUAGAUACGAUUUCAAUCAGAUACACAAAUACUCUGAUUUGGACUGAGAGAUAAUCAGGACUGCUGAGAUGAUCAUUGGUGCCCAACCUCCAAGAUCUUUACACUUCCAGAGUGAGGAAAAGGGCUGGUAAAAUCACUUUGGACCCAGCACACUCUCUCUUUCAACUGUUGCCUUCUGGCCGGCACUGCAGAGCACAGUGCCCCAAAGCAAGAACAGACACAUUAUUAGUGUCUAUUAUUAGUGUUUUUAUUACCUUAAAUUAGAUGCAUGUCUGCGCUGGAAGCUCCUGACAC